CAAAUGUGCACGCCGUUUGCGCUUUGUGUGCCGUUGCAAGGUCCAGGUGUUCGUGCCAGAUUCCGAUGUCCAUGGCAGUGUGCGCGGUGGGGGCUUUGUUGGUGCUGCUGCAAGGUGCCGCUGCAAGGCCUCCUUGUCUCCAAUGGUUGUUCUCAAUGCUGGGCUGAGAUUUUACUUGGUUUCCCUUUUCCGCUUUCAUUCCCAAGCAGGUUUUACUGUGGGUUCAAGUGGCCACAGUUGUUCUAGCCCACUUGCUCUUAAUUCUAGCUUGGCUCCUUCCCCUUUGUCCACGCUCCCGGGCCGGGCCAACAGGCCAUGUGCCUCGUUUGAUCCGAGGCCCAAAGGGCCAAAUGGAAAGCGCAGAAAGAAGUGACUGAGGAUUCUGAACAAAGGGAGGGAGCGCCGGGGGCACCAGGGGCAAGUCAAAGCUCAGAGGUGGUGUCUUCGAACAUGAGUGUGCAGAAUGCCGUGCAGAAUGCCGUGCAGAAUGCCCGCAGGGUUCACAUUCUUCCUGUGCAUCCUUGCUCUUGUGAGCAGGAUCAGCGUCUCAUUGUAUUGGCACCAGUUCUGCGGAAGAUGCGCGCAGAUCAGGUGCCGAUCAAGACGGGCAUGUUUCUAAGACCUCUUGGGUAUGAAUUCGUGGUUGUGAAGUGCGAGCCGGAUGAAGCUGUGCUGGCGAUGAACACCGACUAUUUCAUUGAGGGAAACCCCUUGAAGCGUUUUGAGAAGGUUCAAUUUAUUUGCCUAUGGGAUUUUGAGCGUGCCCGUACUGAUCAGGAUGCAACAACGUUGUUCAGAGAGUACAUCAAUCCCUAUUUCAGAGACAAGAACACUCCACAGGCAACGAGCAUUUUAACCUUGAAUGAGCAUUUGCAAAUCAACAACAUGGAGUUCCAGGUGAUGGCAGCAGAACCAGUUCCACCUGAAAUCGGCUUGGUGGAUCUCAAUACCGUGGUCUUUGUAGACUGGGACAGCACGCCAGAGUUUUCCAAGAUCCACUUUGUGCCCUUCCAAGACACGCUACCGGCGGCGUAUGAGUACGACAUUUUCAAUGACUACUUGAAACCCUACCUCACAAGGAACAAACUGCAGACCUUUGAAGUGAACAAACAUUUCACUUUCCAGGGGGUGCAGUUCAAAGUGGUUUGCUGCGAACCUCGUGGCCCUGCCCGGAUCGGCAAGAAUACAACGAUCUUCUGCGAAGGAGUGCUUCACCCGUCUUUGCGGAACCUGCUCCCUCCAGAGAUGAUUGAGCAGUUGCAAGCUCUUCCACCGGGCCUUCAGAUGAUGUUGCUCAACACUGAGGCCAUCGCAGGAGGAUACGAGGACCGAUUGAUGGAGGUGCAAGAUAUCCUCUCGAGGAGGACGGGCAUGGCCCAGGAGCAUAUCGACCGCAUCCCAAUACAAAGGUGGCAGGGCCAAGAAGUUCAAGAAGCCAAUGGACAGACCACGUGCAUGGUGUGCCUCAACGCCUUCGAGCCUUCAAGCGAGGACAGAGUGUUGUCGGUAUCUACGAUUUUUGUUUCCUUUCAUUCUCGCAUUUUUCAAUCGCGCGCGUUUGCAACGUGUUUCUAAUUUGGUUCUAGGUUCGGCAGCUUCCAUGCCAACACGUCUUUCAUGUUCAAUGCAUCGACGAAUGGCUUCGCCGCGUCACAGAUUGUCCCAUUUGCAAGACCAACGUGGACAGGGCAGUUCGCCAGUACUGAGUGUCUUCGUGUCAGCG
Messenger RNA from Durusdinium trenchii, 1723 nucleotides. NCBI's taxonomy places the organism in Eukaryota, Dinophyceae, Suessiales, Symbiodiniaceae. The record is from the annotation of a GenBank genome assembly.